AUGUCUGGUUACCAUCUUUUCCUUCUCUAUAGAUGCUUAAGAUUUCCUGAGACCACAGCCAUUGGCUAUGAUAACCACUACAGAAAAGCUUGGGUUGAGAAAAUGUUGCAGGUUGAAGCUAAGGAAAGAGGUCCAUGUCUAAGUGUGAUCUCCAGCACCAAAUCAGCUGCAACUUUCUUUGCUUCAACCUCCCUGGUUUUAAGCUCUCUUAUUGGGGCUGGGUUGGAAGCAGUUCAAAUGAUUUCUUCAAGAGUAUUUUCGUAUAUGGUGACACAGAUCCAUCCAUCAUUUCUGUCAAAUAUGUUAGCCUUCGUAUCUUAUGCUUCUUUUCUCCAAUGUAUAAGCAGCUUCGUCCAUGCAAAUUUCCUUAUCAGUAUGCCAAAUAGUGAUGUCCCAGUGGAGUAUGUGCAGAUGGCACUGAUACGGGGAAGUGCUUUCUGGUCAGUUGGGUUACGGGCAAUUUACUUUGCAGUCACAUUACUGCUGUGGAUAUUUGGUCCAAUACCAAUGUUUGUUUCUUCAGUGGCUAUGGUGGUGAUUUUGCACAUUCUUGAUACAAACUCUGCAUCACUUUCAACCGGCCAAGAGUCAUAA
Molecule: messenger RNA, 594 nt
Organism: Quercus lobata
Lineage: Eukaryota; Viridiplantae; Streptophyta; Magnoliopsida; Fagales; Fagaceae
Exons: 2
Coding region: 1-594 (197 amino acids)
Source: RefSeq, a predicted model, not a curated record